Messenger RNA from Bipolaris victoriae FI3, 2070 nucleotides. RefSeq lists its product as hypothetical. The record is from RefSeq and is a predicted model, not a curated record. The coding region runs from base 1 to 2070 and encodes 689 amino acids. The transcript has 2 exons. NCBI's taxonomy places the organism in Eukaryota, Fungi, Ascomycota, Dothideomycetes, Pleosporales, Pleosporaceae.
AUGGCUUCAUACAGCCAAACCCCGCUUGCAAGGCUACAUGCUUUUAUCACAGCACGGCGCGGUGCAAAUUUCGAAGCCGAUAUUUUUUCUUCUCUACUUAACUGUCCACUUGUUAUUCGCUCCGCCGAGUUUGCUCUUGCAGAUGGCGCUCUCUAUGCCACAGAGGGCGUCACACCUCCACCAGGCAACUUCACCGAACGCUUUUGGCAGCUCAACGAAGAUGUGCGGAUGAAAGGCGGCUCUACCCAGUUCCGCUCUCGAAUUCUGGUGUUAUUUGAUGUCAAGAGUAAGGUAUCUCACAAAGCUGGGGAUCAAGUAUACAUCACCACUAUGUCACAGCGCGCACGAGUAUCCUUCUACAUCUGCGUCUGUGCUGCCAAUCCAGGCUACGUAGAGCUCAUCCCCAACCGCUUUGGUGGAAAUGAAUGCCCUGAAAACGAAAGAGGCCGCGAUGUCGCUGUCAAUUUUUCUCGCAAGUCGCCCCUCCCACCAUCAGCAUAUGGUGCCCUGAGUCCGUGCAACUCCCCAUAUCGGAUGCCCAUCGCCUUACUUCCGGAAGCUCUUCAGAACAUAUGCCACUGUGCACGUGGCUCUGGCGACUAUGUCAACCCCUGGACGCGUGUUCGGUUUACUGGUUGGACGCCAUACCUUGAGCACGGGAAUGAUGGUAUGAUGCCAAGAGAAGAUUCCCAGCAUUUCACAUCAUUUCUCAGCAUUAUAGAAAUUUGGAGAUGUAUCCGGAAUGCAAACAGGCGUGCUAAGAACGCGAUACCAAUGCAUCUAGGUUUCGUUGAGCACCAGCCUCGCUUGGCAGAUUUCAAGCUACUCGUUCCUAGUACUGGAGCGCAUACUACCCACCGCCAAGUAUUCGUGCAACACAAAAUUGAUGGGCGUUACCGGUCUCCAGCGAGUCCACUUACCAAGGUGUCAAUUGCCCGCAACAGGGAUAAAGAUAAUAUCAAUUAUUACUUUACCCACCAUGAUCGGUUCGACUUCCUCUUCUAUCAGUUUGACUACACGGACUUCGCAAAAAGGUCGUGGCGCCAGUUCUUUUUCCUCCCAGAGCACGAACUUCCCGACGAGUUUUACGAGACAAAAGCUACGGAGGGUGACUUUGGCAACCCCGCUUGGGAGAAAUACUGGAUCGAACAAGAUACAACUGGUAGAUGGGUUGAGCGUGUCUACAACAUCAUUCAAUCCAACCCGCAACCACGAAAAUCUGGUCACCGUCCUGCUCGACCGUCAGGUCGCGAUGACACGAUGCCGAUGCCAGUACCUCGGUCAUCCCCCAAUAGCUCGCGCGAUUUGUCAUGGUUCCAUGGCAAGAUAUUCUACAACCUCAUGGCUCAAUGCGCGUCUCAUCUUUCUGGACUCCUUAUUGUUCUCUCACGCGGCCAUAGUAUGGGGGAUUUUGCGUAUUGUCGAUAUCGAUGGACAGAACAGGAGCAAUAUGCUUUCCGUACUCACGGUCACCCACCUUGCACAAUCACUGAACUGCCUCCACUGACACCAACUGUUCCAUUCCACACCUUUACGGGUACCAAAGAACAGACAUCUCGUGGACCAAGCCUCUCGACCGCCAACUUCCGUCGAGUUAAUUCAUGCCAACAGAAUCGCUUGCUUAUUUUUGACGUAUUAGGAUUAGAGGGACGUCGUCUUAACAGUCCAGUUCUAGUUGUGCCAACUAAUGAUAUCAGCCCCACUAGUUCGCAACGAGCUGUUUUCGACUUGAAUGACACCUUGAAUCACCAUGAAGGUGAUUUCGAUAGACGCGUUCCUCUACUUGCUGAACUCCUUCAUACGGACCUUAAUCCUGCAGAUUACGCGAUUGGCGCGCGUGGGCCACUUCUCUUCGAGAAUGAUGAUUCAUGGGGAAAUUUAUGGCUCCUGCUUGAUCAGUUCACUGGGACUAAUGCUUUUAUGCAUCCAAGCAGGUCCAACAUAGGACGCUCACCGGGCGAUUAUCAAAGCACACUAGUCGAGCUUCACCAGAGCCUCAUCGAACAACACUUGCAAAUGAGCGUCAAUCAGGUGGAAUAUAUUGAAUCACCCGACGAAGAAGAUGAGUAA